GCCACCCGAUCACACGGGCAGGCGUUGCGACACAACUUACAACCCAACGACCGCGCGUGCGAUAUUCCGGAAAGCAGCGGAAGGUGCGUAGGCAACAUGCCGCGCGCCGGCGCCUUUCUUCUGGCGCUUGCGGUCGUCCUGCUAGCAGAAUGGGCUCAUGCCUCUUAUAUUGAUCCCGGAGACGAUGAUCUGGAAGUGAACUUGCCUGACUACGGGGAGGAUCCAGCCGAUUUGCAGUUGUUACAGGAUGUAGGGAAACGAUCGUCGCUGAUCUACGUUUUCAGGCGUGCCUGUGUGCGGCGCGGCGGCAACUGCGACCAUCGACCGGGCGACUGCUGCCACUCGUCCUCCUGCCGCUGUAACCUCUGGGGCUCUAACUGCCGCUGCCAGCGCAUGGGGCUCUUCCAGAAGUGGGGGUAGGAGACAACGACCGGAGCUCCUCUGAAGCGGCGACCAACUCCAGCCAGCCGACUUGACCGCCGCUCCACCGGAAGCCACAACAUUCGCCAACACAAAACGGACCCGUUGCGUUCUUAUUUUCCCGUUCUAUUCCUUCACAUAGUCCUUAAUUAUUUAAGCAGUUCAAUUUAGUUAAAUUCAAAUUAAAAAACAGGGACUUAGAUUUUAGUUUUGAAAUAUUUUUGGAACACUUAUAAAUAUACAAAAAUUUUGAAAAUGAAAUUCGGUUUAAUUGUUGUUUUCGUUUUGUUAAUUCGCUUGCUCUGGUUGAUCGAGUGUCCGCUUACGUGGUUGGGCAAUCACCCAGCCUUAUUGCCCAAUCAGUACGCCCUGACGCUUGUACUCGGUCAAACAGACCCCGGCAACUGCCCCCGGCGAGGAGUCUUAUUAUUUUCUUUACUCCUGUUUCCGUUUUCCUUGAAGAUUCGUAAGCUCGGAGGCAGUUCCACUAUUCUAUCAUAUGUAUGUAUGUAGAGUUAAGUAAGCUAACAGUAGUUGAGUAAAUCAGUAGAAGCUAAAUAUUGGUGGUAAACUUAUGUCAAUAGGAAGUAGAUGACAUUACAAAAUAGAAAAAAAAAAA
Messenger RNA from Bombyx mandarina (wild silkworm), 1039 nucleotides. RefSeq names its product xibalbin-1. Gene Ontology annotation, molecular function: ion channel inhibitor activity. The record is from RefSeq and is a predicted model, not a curated record. Gene Ontology annotation, cellular component: extracellular region. NCBI's taxonomy places the organism in Eukaryota, Metazoa, Arthropoda, Insecta, Lepidoptera, Bombycidae.